Molecule: messenger RNA, 1249 nt
Organism: Sitophilus oryzae (rice weevil)
Lineage: Eukaryota; Metazoa; Arthropoda; Insecta; Coleoptera; Curculionidae
Product: venom acid phosphatase Acph-1-like
Exons: 7
Coding region: 42-1166 (374 amino acids)
Biological process (GO): dephosphorylation
Molecular function (GO): phosphatase activity
Source: RefSeq, a predicted model, not a curated record
CAUAUAAUAGCAGUACAGACAGCCGGGAUUUGCCAGUCAAGAUGAUGAACCUUAACCAGAUCCAUAUAUUAAUAGUUUCAGCGAUAAUAGUUUUAUUGUCGAGUAUUUCCUGCAGUAACGCCAAUAAAACAAAUAGUUAUAAUAGCAGUACCGUGGUACUUGUCCAUGUGCUUUUCAGACAUGGCGAAAGAACUCCCGGUAAAUAUGACUUAUGGAAAAGUAACCCAUACUACAAUGAAAGUUAUUAUAAACCAUAUGGUUAUGGACAACUAACUAAUGAUGGAAAGGAACGAAUGUAUAAUGUGGGCGUGGAGUUACGGGAAAGGUAUGCAGACUUUUUGGGAACAGACUGGGAUAUUGGCGUCACAGAUGCAUACACAACAAACAGCAACAGGACCAAAAUGUCCAUAUCUCUGGUUUUAGCAGGUUUGUUUCCGCCCAGCGGAUCUCUAGUAUGGAAAUCGGAUCUAUCUUGGCAGCCCAUUCCGUAUAAUUACCUACCAGCAGAACAAGAUAAGGAGCUUUCAUCUUGGGCUUGUUCUACAGUCUUACCAUUGAUUUACAACACAUCUAGUACUGCUGAAAGAUUAAAAGCUUACGAUGGUCUUAUAAAAACUCUUUCUGAAGGCACAGGUGAAGAAGUGGAUUAUAUUUCCGCUCUGUAUUUGUACUUUGGAAUGCGAAUUCAGGAACAACUUGGACUUCCUUUAGAAAACUGGACACAAGCCAUAUAUCCUGAACCUUUCAAAUCAUACAUCAUCGAUUUUUACUAUAUCGAAACCAGUACAGAACCUUUAAAAAAAGUUAUAGCAGGUUACUUUCUUAAAAAGAUAUUAAACGACAGCCAGAGAAAAAUAAAUGGCACUCUAGAACCAUCAGACAGAAAAAUAUACUUAUAUUCCGGACAUGAAACAAACCUAGGAACGGUUAUUGGUGCUUUAGAAAUACUGACCUUGAAUGAUAUUCCACCAUAUGGAUCGUACUUGGCGUUCGAGGUGCACAAUAUCGACAAUGUAUAUGGAUUAAAAAUAUAUUAUCAAACCCAUGAAAAUGAUGAUCCUACUUUACUGACACUACCAGGAUGUCAAGAAUUUUGCCCAUUUGACGAUUUUGCGAAACUUCUUUCAAAUAUUAUACCCCAAUCGGACAGUGAGUGUGACGGAUAAUAACGAUUAUUAUUAUGAAAAUCUUAUUUGUACAUGUUUAUCCUCUGUAAAGCAACAAUUUGUUAUAAAAUGAUUGUAUCAGA